AUUAUCAUCAAACAUGAAUGACACAUUUUUCUCAUCUUUAUCGUGCCUCUGUACUGUGUAAACUGAAUAAAAAUUCGAUAAUGGUGGACCGCUUAGUGAAUAGUGAAGCCAAUGCUAGAAGAAUCGCUAUGGUGGAAAACUGCUUCGGCAGUUCGGGACAGCCAUUAGCAGAACAAGGCCGGGUGCUUGUAGGUGAAGGUGUCCUAACAAAAAUGUGUCGGAAAAAACCUAAAGCUCGCCAGUUUUUCCUAUUCAAUGACAUCCUUGUUUAUGGCAACAUAGUAAUAAAUAAAAAGAAGUAUAAUAAACAACAUGUUAUACCUCUGGAAGAAGUCAAAUUGGAAUCACUAAAAGAUGAAGGACAAUAUCGCAAUGGUUGGUUGAUCCGAACUGCAUCUAAAUCUUUUGCUGUGUAUGCAGCAACAGCUACGGAAAAAGAAGAAUGGAUGGCCCACAUAGAGAAAUGUAUAGAGGAUUUGUUAAGAAAGAGUGGGAAACAACCACCAUCAGAACAUGCAGCAGUGUGGGUGCCAGACAAUGAAGCCGCCAUUUGCAUGCACUGCAAGAAGACACAGUUCACUGUUCUUAACAGAAGACAUCACUGUCGCAAAUGCGGCUCGGUCGUGUGCGGGCCGUGCUCGUCGAAGCGUUACGUGCUGCGCGGGCAGAGCGAGAAGCCGCUGCGGGUGUGCCUGCAGUGCUACGACGAGCUCACCCGCGACCGCGCGCGCCCCGCGCACCCCGCGCACCCCCUCGCCGCCGGCGCGCCCGCGCCCCUGAAAGCGGAGAUCACGGGCACAGGCUCCGGUGGCGACUCGUCGGGAGACGACGACAGCGACGACGACGAUGACCGAGUGCAGCCCGACCAGAAACAUGACGAGGGUUUUACAAGUUAUAAUGGUGUGAAAAACGGAUUCGGAAAUAAAGUCACGACAGUAUAGUACAUGUCGAUAUUGUCCAAAGUUCUACAGUGACGGUGAAAAGACUGAAGAAACUAAUAACCAUUCGUCCAAGGAUACCAAGUAAAGCAAUAAGCAACAAUGUCCCAGUACAGGAUAUGUAAUUUACAUAAAUUAUUAUAAUUUUACACUUUAGUAAUAAUAUUGCCGUUGGCUACGUCGUUACGAAUACACAACUGCGAAAGCUUUGUUCUAUAAUAUACACUAAAUUAAAAAAAUAACAGAUAAUAUAAAAUAUAAUCAUAUCAGCCACAGAUUAUGUUACUCAUAAACUGUCAAUAUACAAAAAUAUUGGUUUUUAUUAAGGAUAACGAUUUAUUGAAUAAAUGUUAUAUUAUAGUAUUAUUUGGUGGAAAUAUGAAAAAGACAGAAAUUAUAAUAAAAGUUAUUUAUCUUUUAUAAUUUGAUUGGUAUGUAGAAGUGUUUGUUGUAAGUUUUUUAAAGUAAAUUUAUGUGAUUGUUAAAAAAAAAAACUGCAUAUUAACAAUUACAUCAUAGUGUCUAUUAGUAUAUGUGAUAUCAUCACCUAAACGAACACCGAGAUGGCCUUCUACUUUAACAUUAGAUAGAUUUUUCUAUGUAUUUUAUAAAUCCAGUGAGUUCAACCGAUAAAAUAUAUUUUUAUAAAAAAAAUCCAUUUCAAUAACAUUUUCUCUAGAUGUAAAUAAAAUGCUAAACAGCUUUAAAACGCUCAAAUAUACUCUGAACGGGCAUCGUUUUUAAUUUAAUUCAUAUUAUUUAUUUAUAUUAUGUUUACACUUGUGUGUUUCGUUCAUAAAUAUUUCAUUUUAACCAUUAAAUCAAAAAUUAUAAAGUACUGGUUGAAUACCAUUUGUUAUAAACAAUAUUGAUACAUUUAAUUGAACAAUUAUAUAAAUAUGAGACCAGCACAUUUAUCAUGAAAACUUAAAACAAAAUAAGUUCUAAAUGUAUUUUUGCAAUACCUGUAUGAAGAGAAAAUAGUAAAUAUUUUUUUGGAUUUGAAGUAAUAGUAAUUUAAACAAAUUUCCAAUCACAAAACAUUCAAAUAUCUAUACUUUUAGCAAAGAUAGUUACAGAAAACUAUUCUAACUCUUCAAAAUUCCGGUAUGUUUAAUAUAAUAUUACUUAAAAAAAAUUUAAUUUUUUUUACAAGCAGUAAUCUAAACUCAUUUGUGAGUGUGUGGGACAAGUUUUACAAUUAAAUUUUAAACCAAUGACAUUAACUGAUUCAGCUUAACAAUCUAUUAUACUAACAUUAUUUUGUUUUAAUAUACGAGUAAAUAAUUUUUGUCAGAUAUAAAAAUGUUUAGUAAAAUAUUUUCUCUUUUUAUAUGUCUGAUUAAAAGUAGUUAUGACGCAAUUUGUUUGGUUUCCUGUUAUGUGAUAUACAUUAAAAGGGUUUGACUACCUUAUCUGUUGAUAAUAAUAAUCGAAACAACACAAGUGUAAACAUUGUACCAAUCAUGGUUCUAACACAUUAACAUUACUGAGCUUAGACAAAUUCAUUCGAUUCGAGUCGUAGCGAUCCGAUCGCGUCUUCAGUCAACUUUGAUGACGUGACCUAUAAAUAAUAAUAAUAAAUAAUCUUUAUUCACAUACAAAGUAUAAUGAAGUCCCUGAUUUCUGAGCUAGGCUCAAAGACCUGUAUUCCAGAAAUCAGUGUCAAAAUUGUCAAUUACUUAUACAAUUUCGAUACAUUUUUGUGUUACAAGCGAAUUUCGAUAUGUAUGUUGUCUACGCCCGGUGGUUAGGCUUAGUCAUUUAUGUCAAUACAUAUUUAAUACUUUACAUGAGUUAGCCUAUUAUAUUAUAAACUUUUUAAUAUAGUUCAUAUUUUGCUAUUACGAUUGUUGAAUUUUAUUAUAUGGUUUACAUAAGGUAUGUAGUUUAAAUUACAUUCAUUUAUAAAUCGUUUAUGUAAUAUUUUGUAUGUAUAUUAGGAGAAAUAGUAAGUAAGAGGUGCAUUGAUUAUAUUAUGUAUAUUGUUUCGUAUGAAACCGUUACAUUUUUAAUUUAAGGUAUUUUUUUUAAUAUUAGAUAUAGUUUGUUUAAAAAAAAUUGUUCGCAAAAAUUCUAAAAUAAGGUCACGGUUUAAUUAUUUAUAAUCAUAACAUAGGCCUAAAAUGUUAACACGUCGAGAGCGUACUGUUACUGUUGAUUUCGAAAAACUAAGCGAAAUAUAACAUUAUUGUUUAAUAUUCGGUUGACAAAUAUACAAUAAUAUUUUUUA
Nymphalis io (European peacock) is the source of this 3171-nucleotide messenger RNA. It is a transcript of the gene rush, whose product is annotated as pleckstrin homology domain-containing family F member 2-like. Lineage: Eukaryota; Metazoa; Arthropoda; Insecta; Lepidoptera; Nymphalidae. Gene Ontology annotation, molecular function: phosphatidylinositol binding; metal ion binding. Bases 18 to 941 code for a protein of 307 amino acids. Gene Ontology annotation, cellular component: early endosome. The record is from RefSeq and is a predicted model, not a curated record. The transcript has 9 exons.